Molecule: messenger RNA, 2918 nt
Organism: Toxotes jaculatrix (banded archerfish)
Lineage: Eukaryota; Metazoa; Chordata; Actinopteri; Toxotidae
Gene: stat1a
Product: signal transducer and activator of transcription 1a
Exons: 25
Coding region: 145-2439 (764 amino acids)
Biological process (GO): cell surface receptor signaling pathway via JAK-STAT; defense response; regulation of transcription by RNA polymerase II
Molecular function (GO): RNA polymerase II cis-regulatory region sequence-specific DNA binding; DNA-binding transcription factor activity, RNA polymerase II-specific
Source: RefSeq, a predicted model, not a curated record
GACGGUGUUUCCGCAGUUAGAUACACUACAUUUGUCGGAGUAGGCUGAAAUCCUUCCUGACGGACUGGGUGCACAAGUUUGGAAAGACAUUUUUGGAUUUUUGGAAAUAAAGCUGUUCACGUUUCCUCACAGUUAAAGCAGAAAAUGGCGCAGUGGUGCCAGCUUCAGAUGCUGGACUGCAAGUACCUGGAGCAGGUGGACCAGCUGUACGAUGACUCCUUCCCCAUGGAUAUACGACAGUACCUGAGCAAAUGGAUCGAAAGCAUCGACUGGGACACGGUGGCGAUCCAGGACUCGCUGGCUACCGUCCGGUUCCACGACCUCCUGGCUCAGCUGGAUGACCAACACAGCCGCUUCGCCCUGGAGAACAACUUCCUGCUGCAGCACAACAUCCGCAAGAUCAAGAGGAACCUGCAGGAUCGUUUCCAGGAAGAUCCGGUCCACAUGGCCAUGAUCAUCUCCAGGAACCUGAAGGAGGAGCAGAAGAUCCUGGCCUGCGCAAAGAGUGCCGAGCAGGAGGGUGAGGGGAUGGUGUCGGCCAUGGUGGUGGAGAAAAAGAAGCUGGACAGCAAAGUGAAGGAGAUGAAAGACAGAGUCCAGAUUGUGGAUCAGAACAUUAAGAACCUCGAAGAUCUGCAGGACGAACACGACUUCAAAUUCAACACACUGAAGAACAGAGAGAAUGAAAUGAACGGCAUGACACAAAAGGAGCUGGAGAAAGAGAAGAUGCUGAUCGGGAGGAUGUGCUUCGAGCUGAAAGCCAAACGACAGGACGUGGUGACCCAGCUGACCGACCUCCUGAACGUCACUCAAGCGUUGCUGUCAGACCUGAUCUCUGAGGAGCUGCCGGAGUGGAAGCAGCGGCAGCAGAUCGCCUGCAUCGGGGGUCCGCCCAACGCCUGCGUGGACCAGCUGCAGAACUGGUUCACAGCAGUAGCAGAGAGUCUCCAGCAGGUCCGUCAGCACCUGAAGAAGCUGCAGGAGUUGGAGCAGAAGUUCACCUACGACAGCGACCCCAUCACACAGAAGAAAGCUUUCCUGGAGGCCCGAGCCCUGGAGCUCCUCAAGAACCUCCUCUCCAAUUCUCUGGUUGUGGAGAGGCAGCCCUGCAUGCCCACCCACCCACAGAGGCCCCUGGUGCUUAAAACCGGCGUCCAGUUCACUGUGAAACUCCGGUUCCUGGUGAAGCUGCAGGAGUUCAACUACCAACUCAAAGUCAAGGCUGUGUUUGACAAGGAUGUUACAGAGAAGAAAGGGUUUCGAAAGUUCAACAUUUUGGGGACAAACACCAAAGUCAUGAACAUGGAGGAGUCGAACGGCAGCCUGGCAGCAGAGUUCAGACAUUUGCAACUGAAAGAGCAGAAAGUGGCUGGGAACAGAACAAACGAGGGUCCCCUGAUCGUCACCGAGGAGCUUCACUCCCUCAGCUUCGAGUCCGAGCUGCAGCUCAACCAGUCGGGACUGGACAUCAAACUGGAGGCCAUGUCUCUGCCUGUGGUGGUCAUCUCUAACGUCUGUCAGCUGCCCAGCGGCUGGGCCUCCAUCCUCUGGUACAACAUGCUCACCACUGAGCCCAAGAACCUCAAGUUCUUCCUCUCUCCUCCGCCGGCCAAGUGGUGUCAGCUGUCCGAGGUUCUCAGCUGGCAGUUCUCCUCCGUCACCAAACGAGGCCUGAACCAGGAGCAGCUCAACAUGCUGGCUGACAAACUGCUCGGAGCCAAAGCCCAGAGGAACCCAGAGGGACAAAUCCCCUGGACCAAGUUCUGCAAGCAGCAAAGCGCCAACGAGAAAGCUUUUCCCUUCUGGCUGUGGAUCGAAGGAAUCCUGGACCUGAUUAAAAGACACCUGCUUCCCCUCUGGAACGACGGCUCCAUCAUGGGUUUCAUCAGUAAGGAGAGGGAGAAGGCCCUGCUGAGCGAUAAGUGUCCAGGCACCUUCCUGCUCAGGUUCAGUGAGAGCAGCAGAGAAGGAGCCAUCACCUUCACCUGGAUCGAACACGACGUCCACGACAAGCCGGUCUUCCACUCCGUGGAGCCGUACACGAAGAAGGAGCUGGGCGCCGUCUCUCUGCCCGACAUCAUCCGCACGUACAAGGUGAUGGCCGCCGAGAACAUCCCAGAAAACCCGCUCCGCUUCCUCUACCCCAACAUCCCCAAAGACAAGGCCUUUGGGAAGUACUACCCCAAACCCACAGAGACUCCAGAGCCAAUGGACGUGGAGAACACAGAGAGGAGCGGAUACAUGAAGACGGAGCUCAUAUCUGUUUCUGAAGUACAUCCGUCCAGACUGCAGGACAACAUGAUGCCGAUGUCUCCUGACGACUUCAAAGCUCUGGAGCAGUACGUGGGACCCAGAGACAUCGACGCUGUGGCCAGCAAUCUGAUUGGAUUUGAAGAGUUUGACGUUCAGAUGAGUGCAGACUUUCCCGACCAAAACUGAAGCUGGACAGGUGUCGUCUCCUCAUCACACACCACUGUACUUAUUUUCAGAGACUGAAGGUCCCUUUGGACAGGAUUAACAGUACGAGGAGGGGGGGGGGGGGGGGCAAACAUGCUGUGUGAGAUGAAUUUUAGUCUGAUUUUAAAUCUUCCUCUUGAAUCAUAAUUCAGUGUAUCAUUGUCUGUCAUGUCCAUGGAGAAUGCAGCUCCUUAAAACUGCUCCUCAUCACAGCAGAACUCGUCCCGAGGAUGAUGUUCACCCCAAACAUCCAGUCCAAUGAGCCUCAGUCUCGUUUAAGCAGGAUGUCACUUUAUUUUUGUACAUACAUCUGUUUUUGUGAAAUGAAAUUUAAACUCCAUAAUAAUCCCCACUGUGGAAAUUAACAAUGUGAUUCUGAAAAUCUUCAGCUGUGGAAGAAAUACUUUGAAAACACUCUGAUUCAUUGGAAAUUGUGAAUUAAAGUAAGAAUUUAUGUCUGU